Eremomyces bilateralis CBS 781.70 is the source of this 1602-nucleotide messenger RNA. Its product is annotated as amp dependent CoA ligase. The record is from RefSeq and is a predicted model, not a curated record. NCBI's taxonomy places the organism in Eukaryota, Fungi, Ascomycota, Dothideomycetes, Eremomycetales, Eremomycetaceae. Gene Ontology annotation, biological process: secondary metabolic process. Gene Ontology annotation, molecular function: CoA-ligase activity. The transcript has 2 exons. The coding region runs from base 1 to 1602 and encodes 533 amino acids.
AUGCUCCGCUACAACCCCGACGACGUCGCCUCCGACAAGCUCGUCCACCUCGACACCAUCUCCGGCAAGUCCCUCACCUACGGCGGCCUCCGCAAGCGCGCUGCCCACUGCGCCUGGGGCCUGCGCAACAAGCUCGGCCUGCAGGUCCAGCAGAUCAUGCUCGUCUUUGCGCCCAAUUGCACGGAUUUCGUGCUCCUCGCGCACGCCAUCUGGUGGAGCGGCGCGGUUCUGUCGCCGUUGAACACCGCGUCGACGGUGAAGGAUAUCGAGCAUGUUUUGAACCUGGUAGGGCCAACGCAUAUUGCGGUGGCGCCGCCGUUUGUAGAGAAGGUGAUAGAGGCGAUUCGGGGAUCGAAGCUAGCGGGGUCGAGGGCGCCGACGCUGUGCACCUUAUUGGAACGACAUGGAGAUCUGCCUCUGUUUCCAGAAGAUGUCGAAGGCACUUCGAGUGCGGAGAGUCUACCGCCGUGGGAUCUGGACGGCAUGUCCUCCAAGGAGGCGGUCAGCAGUGUGUGUUUUUCUUCCGGUACGACCGGACUGAUCAAAGGAGUGAAAUUAUCACACUACAGCCAGAUCAUGAACAUGAUCCAACUGCGCGUCUCCAUGCCCACGCGAAUCCACUCCGGCAUGCGCGAAGUCUUCUUCCCUCCUUUCGGCCACAUCUACGGCGUCGCCAUCAUCAUGCUCACCGGCAUGUGGGUCGGUGCGUUCUUCUGCACCAUGCCAUCCUUCGACCUCCCCACCUACUGCGCCCUCAUGCAACGCCACCGCGCCACCGACAUGCACAUCGUCCCACCCGUCGCCCUCCUCCUCACCACCUCCCCGAUCGCACAGUCCCACGACCUCUCCUCCGUCCGCAACAUCAUGGUCACCGCCGCCCCGCUCAAACCGGCCCUGCAGACGAAACUCCUCACCCGCUUCCCUGACGCCGAUAUCUACCAGGGCUACGGCAUGACGGAGACCUGCCCGGCGCUGACCUCGCAGCAUCAUCUCACGGCGACGAAUAUCGGCAGCGUGGGGAAGCUGGUCACAAUGACGGAGGCACGGCUGGUGGAUCCGAGCACGGGAGUGGACGUGCGGGAUGGCGAGGAGGGGGAGAUGUGGGUGAAAGGUCCGCAGGUGAUGAUGGGGUACAUCAACGACGCGGCAGCGACGCGGGCGGCAUUCUCAGACGACGGGUGGCUGCGCACGGGAGAUAUCCUGCGGCGGGACGGGAACGGGGAUUACUGGGUGACGGACCGGUUGAAGGAGAUGGUGAAGUACAAGGGGUUUCAGGUGGCACCGUCGGAGUUGGAGGAUCUGCUGCUGGGGCAUCCGGACGUAGUGGACGCGGCGGUGUGCGGGGUGUAUGUGGAGGCGGAGGCGACGGAGGUUCCGGUGGCAUAUGUGAGUUUGGUGGAGGGAAAGGCGGGGGUGGUGGGAGAGGAGAGGAGGAGGGUGUUGGAGGGGAUACGGGGGUGGUUGGAUGGGAGGGUAGGGGGAUAUAAGAGGUUGAGAGGGGGGGUGCAUCAUUUGCAGGAGUUGCCAAAGACGCCGAGUGGGAAGAUCUUGAGGAGGGAGUUGCCGGCGAAGGUGAAGGCGGCGAGGAUGGCGAAGCUGUAG